Zingiber officinale is the source of this 930-nucleotide messenger RNA. Its product is annotated as indole-3-pyruvate monooxygenase YUCCA2-like. The transcript is spliced from 4 exons. The record is from RefSeq and is a predicted model, not a curated record. Gene Ontology annotation, biological process: auxin biosynthetic process. Gene Ontology annotation, molecular function: flavin adenine dinucleotide binding; NADP binding; N,N-dimethylaniline monooxygenase activity. Lineage: Eukaryota; Viridiplantae; Streptophyta; Magnoliopsida; Zingiberales; Zingiberaceae. The coding region runs from base 1 to 930 and encodes 309 amino acids.
AUGAUCCGGACCCUUGCUGUCACCCUACGAUCACUCUUCCCAGCUGUUGCUGCUCCUAUGCGGCUCCAUUCGAGCCACUUGACAUUUUCCCUCCACCUUGCGGAAGUAGCAGCAGCUUUGGCCGCGUCCUCCGCCACCCAGCGGUCAUCUCGCUCCAGGGUCGCUGCCUGCCUGAAGGAGAGAGGCAUCCCCAGCGUCGUCCUCGAGCGCGCCGGCUGCAUCGCCUCGCUGUGGCAGCUCAAGACCUACGACCGCCUGCGCCUCCACCUGCCGAAGCAGUUCUGCGAGCUGCCGCAGAUGCCCUUCCCGGCCGGCUUCCCCAAGUACCCCGACAGGAGGCAGUUCGUCAGCUACCUCGAGGCCUACGCCGGCGCCUUCGACGUGCGCCCGCGCUUCCACCAGACGGUCGUCGAGGCCCGGUACGACACCGCGGUGGGGCUGUGGCGGGUGCGCACGUCGGAGGGGGGCAGAGAGUACUUCUCGUGGUGGCUGGUGGUGGCCACCGGGGAGAACGCCGAGGCCGUGGUGCCCGACUUAGAGGGCGCCGCGGGCUUCCGCGGUACAGUGGCUCACACCAGCUCGUACAAGAGCGGCGACUCGUACAGGGGACAACGAGUGCUCGUCGUCGGCUGCGGAAACUCCGGCAUGGAAGUCUGUUUGGAUCUCUGCGACAACAAUGCGCUUCCCACCAUCGUCGUCCGAGACUCGGACAAGGUUAGGAAGAAAAUUCAUGAAGUAAGCUUACACACUGAAAACAUGGAAGAUUCUAUUUGUUCAGUGAGGUCAAUGGCAGAGUGUGGCACUCCAAUUGCUGAUGGGAUGAUUGAGGACAUUAAUAGAUCACUACAAUUGAUGUCGGCAUCCAAACUUAACAGAGGUUUACUAGCACUUAGUUCCAAUGCGGUGCAUAAACUCUGGCGGUGGUCGUGA